This is a messenger RNA of Strongylocentrotus purpuratus (purple sea urchin), 4303 nucleotides long. RefSeq lists its product as uncharacterized. Lineage: Eukaryota; Metazoa; Echinodermata; Echinoidea; Camarodonta; Strongylocentrotidae. The record is from RefSeq and is a predicted model, not a curated record. The transcript is spliced from 11 exons. Bases 643 to 2247 code for a protein of 534 amino acids.
GCAACUAAUUUCUUUCAUCGUACCACUGUCGCAGUAACAAGAGGUCACCAGUUCAAACUAGAAAAGAAACGUAAAAUCUAAAUUGAGGCAGAGCGCUUUUUCACAGAGAGUAGUAAACGAAUGGAAUGGUCUCCCAUCAUAUGUAGCAGAAAGUCCAUCACUCAAUUCUUUAAAAUCAAAUCUUGAUAAGUACUGGUCACUGAAGAAGUACAAGUUUAAUCCUGAUGAACUAUUCAACUGUCCAUGUUCAUCCGUAUUCCGUAACUGCGCAACGCCAAAUUCAAGAGUAACACACUAUAGCGGACACCGAGAGCCAAAUAGGUUUUGUAUAACUUUAUGCCUACUUCCAAGGUAUGAGGUAUGAUAUACGCUUCUUCUAUAUAUAGCCUACUACAAGUCUACAAGUCCGGGUAUAUAUUUCAUACUUGGAAAAGGUCAUAUGAUUGCGUUUUUAUUUUUCCGCCCAUCGACCACAACUCAUGUGCGUGCUCCUGCUAUACGGCUGUAACAUUUUUUACGCACACAGGUAGUGGGAAAUAGUACCGUGUUGAACUUUUAGGGGACAAAUACGAGAUACCAGCGCAGUGGAGGUGCUACUGUAAGUGUAAUACUCUUGGGCGAAAACCGUAUUGGCAGGCAAAGAUGUUUGGAAUUCCACUAUCUCUCCCUACUCUGAUAGGAAUUAUAUUAAAUGUUAUUUUGCUUAAAUCUGAACCAAGCUCUGGAGUACUGACAUGCACUAGCCCCUGUCAACAAGCGGAUGCAACUGGAGCUUCAGGUAUACCUUUACCACCAUGUGUAAUAAGUACUACAAGAAGUUGUGAAACCGAUGUCACUGUACCUAUCAAUCAGGCACCUGGUCCUCCCCUCCAGGUUGGCUUAGACUCCUACUCCUCCUCCUACAUAGCAACAGAUGGGAAUAUAUACCUUGAUCUGGCCCCUCGCUGGAAGGCUUCGACAGAUCGCAUCAGCCUUUUGACUGGAUAUGAAGUUAAGGUCAUGUGUCACCGAAGUAUUUGUGCAGCGCAAUACUUCUGUGUCACAAUUUCAUUCAACAGAACAUUGACGGUUAAUGAUGCUCAGUCCGAUUUCUCAGUGACUUGCCAGAAUGGAGAUUUUGCACAACCUGACAUGGAUUACGUCACCAUUAUCCGCAGCCUACCAAACAAUGAUGAUAAUUCAAAUGAAGGAAGAUUUCUUACAAAACUUCCAAAGUGUGGACAGGAAUCAAAUUUAACUGUAUGCAACGUUGAAUCACCCGUCGAUUGGAUCCCGAAAUGGCGGCCAGACGCUACUCAAAUUAAAAAUGGUUCCGUGGUGGUGAAUUUUUGGCCUAGCAAUAAAUAUACGGUCUAUGAAGUCUGGCUUGAGAAAGUGGGAGGUAAUGAGGAAGUGGGAGGUAACAACAAUGGGCAGCAUUUAAUAACCUUCAAUACGGAAACUGAUCAUCCUCCUGUGCUUUUCGACAACGUACAAGAGGGAACUUAUAGAGCAUAUGUAUGGAUUAAUGAAGCACUGUGUGAACAAUGUCCGAUGAUUAACUCCAACAAAAACAUCAAUGUUACAGCUAUGACCCAUCCUACCACAUCAACCCAUCCUACCACAUCGACGACCCCUCCUUACCAACCUACACCCUCUUCACAUACUAGCUCCCUCAGACCGCCGAAUGUCAAAUCGGAACCCAGUCUUCCAUUGGCAGCAGUCUCUGGAGCUCUGGGAGGAGUCCUAGUCGUGGUCCUGAUCUUGUUUUUUGUCUCCCGUACCUGCAAGUGGAGCCCUGGUGUCCCCAGCAUGUUCAAGGAGACUGAGGUUGGAAGUUUUCCUACAGAGUCAGCCAUGUCUCAUCAGAACAACAUUCCAUAUAGUGACUGUGAUUCUCUGAAUGGAACCCAGUACAUCAAUCACUUCACUCCGUCGAAUGGAAUUACCAUCUACUCUGACUACCCCACCUGCGGAUUCACCAGUCCCUCCAUGGUACCAGCAACUAUUCACCAUAACAACAUGAUGGCCAAUGGAAGACUUAUGCAGGAGAGUCAGGUUUAUGCCAAUUCCAUGCCUUACAAACAAAUGGAUAGCAUCAGUAAAGUUGCGGAUAUACAUUCCCCUAUGGACGUCCAAACACCCUCUAAAAUAGAACAACCGUCAUCGCCUGACUCUGGUUUAGAGUCACUAUACUCAGAUGGGACAAUGGAGGAUGGUAGAACACUGUUCUCUUUAGCUUUAACUUCUUUGGGGGAUGAAGUGUAGUAUAAACUCAAUUCGUAUAUCAUGUUCCUUAAAGAUUGGGCUAUUUUCACUCUCAUUCUAUCAUCAGAAAAUGAAGAGUGGUGCAUUACUCAGUCAAGUUAUCUACAAAUUUGUGUUUUUCAUAAUAAAGUGGUCAACGCCAUAUCUGAACGAGGCAUAACACAGUUUAAAACGCACUUACAAUAAGGACAUAAGGGUAACAAGGACAUUUAAUGAAUCAUUUAGAGCAUUUACUAUAAAGAAAUGUGUAUUGUGAACACACUCUACAAAGUGGCUAUCAUGUACAAUCUUGAUAUAGUUUUUUGACUAUAGGGCUUCAAUGGUGCUGAUUACUGUUUUUAGAAGUACAACAGUUUAUGACAUUUUAAAAUUCAUAAGAUGUACGGUGCUAAUGAGGUCAUGUUAAAGUGCGUUUUAAACUGUGUUAUGCCUCGUUCAGAUAUGGCGCUGUAAACCAUAAUGGUUCGUUUUUUUAUGAUAAGCAUGUAAAUGUAAUAUGCUUGGCAUCUUUUAACACAUAUCUUUAGUAAAUAUACACAGGACCCUUUUUUGCACUCAGUUGCUACAAAUUUAUCUACAAUACAAAAAAACAACUGACGGUUUAAUGCUUUAUAUCUAGACGUGCUUUUAAGGCAUAUCAGGGAUUUUUGCGAUAUGAGAAUGUGGGGGAUAGAAGUGUGUGGGAGGACAUGUGGCGAGUGAGUGUGUGUGGAUGUGCGUGUGUGAAGGAGGAUGUGUGAGUGUGCUUGAGAGGAUGAGGGACUCAAUGAUUUGGGAUUUGCAUCAAACAAGGUCCAUAAUUAUCAUGUUGUAAUAUCAGCAAUAUAGACAUGGAUUCGUUUACACACAAGGAAAUUGAUGGUUCAUUGUAAAUGGAGAGAUUCCUAUAAAAAUAGUGGAAAGAGCGCCAUCUGGUGCAGACAUCUCUUCCACAUUGAUACUGUUCCAAGAUACUAUUCCAUUCAGCUGUCGUGUAGUUAUAGUAUAGUAUAGUUUUUUGUUGUUAAUGUAAAUUUGAAUUUUAUUGCUGAGUUUUAUUGCCGAGUGAAAAUCAAACUAUACAACUAUGAAUAGAAUUUGUACACAUUGUGUACACAUGCAUCAAUAAGGUUUGUUUGUAGUUUUCAAACAACAUUUUCUCGUCUUUAUAUAAAAUUGCAAUAAGCAACCUUUUAAAUAGUACCUUGAUGCACAUCAAAGUUUAUUUUAAUGUGAAAAAAGAUGUAUAAUAAAUUAAAAGCUUAUUGGAAAAUACCUUGUGUGUACCAAAAGUUGUUUAACCUUAAUUAUGAUUUAUGAGAUUUAUGUAUAAACAACAAUUUUUAUCUUAGUAAAAAUUGCACUUUGAUUUAUUUCUGACGAUGCCUUUUACCUUUAUAAAACUGAAGUAGUAAUUCAUUUGAUUGUUAAAUUGUUUACUAUAUGUGAGUGGAUUCUCACUGUUUUUAUGGUAUGCAAUCAAAUCUGUUCACUUACUAUAUAAACCUAAUCAUAUUUCCUCCCCAUUUACUUGUUCAAUUGAUACGAUUUUCAAGAUAUUCCAACACAAGUUAUUAUUCAAGUCAUUUGAUCUUUUCAGAUUAAUGAAUCACGAGGCUGUGUAGAAAGUUGAUUAUGCUCAUAAGUAGAAAUGUGUUGGUGGUUUAUUAGUUGAAGAGGCAGACAAUGAGGCCUAUGUUAUGUGCAUUUCAAUAACACGCAGUAUUUAUAUAUAGAUUUUAGGUGAUUUUUUUUCAACUGUUAAAAAUUAUCAACAAAAGUGAGAGCAGAACAGACAGAAAUCAUUGACAUGAUUGAAGAAAAGGGGAAAAGGGAAACAUUAUAUGAAUUGGUUCAACAGAAUGAUAUUAAUGUACAUCAUGAGCCAAAUUAUUGAUAACUAACAUUUCCUUUUCGGACCUGAUAGCACAAGAUAUAGGCGGAAAUAUGCACUGACGUAUGAGGAAGUAAAAUUCCUUUUUUCUCGGUUAUUGUUUAUUGCAUGAUUAGUGGUUAGUGUUGUUACUUUUAUACUUUAUAUUUUUAUAUCUUUAAUAAAGAACGAUGAAGACUGUAA